Messenger RNA from Sebastes umbrosus (honeycomb rockfish), 6434 nucleotides. It is a transcript of the gene gucy2d, whose product is annotated as guanylate cyclase 2D, retinal. Lineage: Eukaryota; Metazoa; Chordata; Actinopteri; Perciformes; Sebastidae. Bases 536 to 3985 code for a protein of 1149 amino acids. Gene Ontology annotation, biological process: protein phosphorylation; intracellular signal transduction; receptor guanylyl cyclase signaling pathway. Gene Ontology annotation, molecular function: guanylate cyclase activity; peptide receptor activity; protein kinase activity. The record is from RefSeq and is a predicted model, not a curated record. The transcript has 19 exons.
ACGAACCCAGACGCUGGAUUGGGGUUGCACCUCUUCUCACGCACUAUCCCUCGCUCUGUGGUUUGGGGUGGGUCCCAGUCCAAAACAGGGACAGGGAGAGCUAAAGCAACUACUGGAAAUGUGGAGAAUUUUCAUAUUCAGUAUUGUCUUUAAGGAACUUGGAUACAAGAGGAGAUAAUUAGAUUAUUUUUUUUACUUUCCAUGCUAUUUGGAUUACCUAUGAUAUUGUUUCCCAAUAGAAGGACAACGACAACUGUUCCUGCUGUAUACUGCUGUAUACUUAAUCCACCUGGAGUUUGGAUGGUGCUUUUCAACGACAGGCUCCGGCGUCGACAUGGCUCCUACAGUAUGUAGAGAAACCGCUCCAGCGAUGGCUUGGGGUUGUCUCGUCGUGUGUCCAAUUUUGGACUAGAGGCCUGCUGAGUGCCAAGGGAAGUCCUAUCCACGAAGACACAUUGACUGUCACGGUUAUUAUUACCAUAAACUCUCCGCUCCCCUGCUGUCUCUAAAGCAUCAGAAUAGCUGUUUGAGGAAAAUGGCAAGUCACAGAGACCCUCGCUUUCUGCACAACCUAUCCUACCACCCUCGAUGGCAGCAUGACUCAAUAAAAGUGAAGCGAAAAGGACAUAAGCGGACAGCGGCUGCAAACAGUUGCAGUGGAUAUAGUCUGUUUAAAUCAUUAGCAGCUUCAUCAGCAAAACCACAGAUGCCAUCAUCCCCGGUGCAACGCUCCAGGAGCCGGUGUGGGAACUGGCUUCUUCUGCCCUUAGUCAUCAUGCUCUCAUUUCUGCCCUGUCAAUCCUGGGCGACCACUUUCAAGGUGGCCCUGGUUGGACCCUGGACAUGUGACCUCCUAUACUCUAAAGCCCUCCCUGACUUGGCAGCCCGCCUCGCCACCGCCCGCAUAAACAAGGACCCCUACCUCAACAAAGGCUACUGGUAUGACUACACGCUGAUCAAUGAGGACUGCAAGUCAUCCCGUGCUCUAGCUCGCUUUGCCGAGCUGGAUGGUUAUGGUGCUGCUUUCCUGGGCCCCGCCAACCCAGGCUACUGCUCCUCAGCUGCUCUAUAUGCAAAGGAGUGGGAUGUUGGGAUUCUCUCCUGGGGUUGCCUCAAACCCAACAUGGACAAAGGAGGGAUGUAUUCCACCUUCCUGCGGCCGCUGCCACUGUCUUCCCGUGUUCUUUUCUCUGUGUUGCGGUUCUUUUCGUGGGCCCAUGUGGCCAUAAUCUCAGAGGAGACGGAUUUGUGGGAAGCCACAGGACAGGAGCUUGCCUCGUCACUGAGGGCCCUCGGCCUGCCUGUCAACCCUGUGGUCACCAUGGAGUCCGACAAGGAUGGGCCUCGGAGAGCCCUGACAAAAGUUCGGCAAGCAGACAGGGUCAGAGUGGUCAUUAUGUGCAUGCCUUCUGUCCUGAUUGGUGGCCAAGCCCAGUACCAGCUCCUGACAACAGCCUUGGCCAUGAGUAUGAUUGACCGUGGCUACGUGUUCAUCCCCUACGACGCCCUCCUCUACGCACUACCCUACAAGGAGGCACCCUACUAUAUGUUAGGCAACGACACCAAGCUGCGGAAAGCCUACGACGGGGUCCUCACCAUCACUGUGGACUCUGGAAAACGCAAUUUCUAUGAGGCCUUCAGAGACGGUCAGGACAGCUAUGAGAUCCGCAGCAGCACCCCACCAGAGCAGGUUUCUCCAUUCUUUGGCACCAUCUACAACAUGAUAUACUACAUAGCUAUGGCUGCAGAGCAGGCCCGCGCCAGUGGAGGCCGCUGGGUAACUGGUGAGAUCUUGGGUGACAGCCAGGGCGGCUUUGAAUUUGAAGGCUUCAAUCAGCACUUGAAGGCCGGCAAGAACGGCGAAGGCAUGCAAGCUCGCUACGUAGUGCUGGAUUACAGUGGCAUUGGCAACUUUCUCUACUCCACUCAUAUUGUGGAUGCCACUCAUACGUAUGGCGGGGUCGGCAGCUUGAAAUACCUCGGCCGUUCGAUCCAUUUUGCAGGCAGCACGCCCUACACGGACUCAAGCUGCUGGUUUAGCCCUUACUUUGCCUGCACCGGAGGCCUGGACACCGUCACUCUGUUCUUUCUUUUCCUUGUGUUCAUUGCAGUCGUUGGAUGUGGAGCUAACUUCUUUAUUAGUCUCAAGAAAAGUGGCAGGAUAGGACUCAGUUUUGGAGGUGGUAAUGGCGGAUCAACAAAGGUAGUCCUGACUUUGGACGACCUGGUGUUCAUCAACACUCAAAUCAGCAAACGGAAGAUCAAUGACGAAAGUAUCCUGAAAAGCCAGCUCGAUAUGAGGACGCCUCACCACUCGGUAUCCGGUCGCAGCUACAUGGCCUCCUCGCCAGACAGCUCCAAUGUUGCUGUGUUUGAGGGUGACUGGGUUUGGUUGAAGAAAUGCCCCGGUGGAGGGGUAUCAGGUGUCAACGGCAGCACUGAGUUUGUCUUUGUCAAGCUCAGAGACAUGAGGCACGAGAACCUCAAUCUUUUCCUGGGACUGUUCUGUGACUUCGGGAUCCUUGCCGUUGUGACCGAGCACUGCUCUAGGGGUAGCUUGGAGGAUCUGCUCAUCAAUGAGGAAGUGCGUCUUGACUGGAUGUUCAAGUCUUCCCUGUUAAUGGAUCUGAUUCGGGGAAUGAAGUACCUGCAUAACCGUGACGUCAUCCAUGGACGACUCAAAUCCCGUAAUUGUGUGGUAGACGGGCGCUUCGUAUUGAAGGUGACAGAUUAUGGCUUCAACGAAAUUUUGAUAUCCCAAGGCAUUGACACUGAAGGGGAAAAGCCAGAGAAUCUGCUUUGGACGGCACCCGAGCUGCUGAGAAACCCCAGUCUGAGGAGGAGGGGCACGUUCAGUGGGGAUGUCUACAGCUUCUCCAUCAUCGGGCAGGAGGUCAUCUCUCGCUCUGCACCUUUCUGCAUGCUGGACAUGCCUCCCAAGGAGAUUAUCAACAAGCUCAAAGAGCCUCCUCCGUUGUGUCGGCCCUCCAUGUCGGUGGAUGAGGCCCCGAUGGACGUAAUACAGGUUAUGAAACAGGCCUGGAGUGAAGAGCCAGAGAAGAGGCCGACCUUUGAGGAGAUCUUCAAACAGUUCAAGAACAUCACCAAGGGAAAGAAGACUAACAUCAUCGACUCCAUGCUGCGUAUGUUGGAGCAGUACUCCUCCAACUUGGAGGAUCUGAUCAGAGAGAGGACAGAGGAGCUGGAGGUGGAGAGGCAGAAGACAGACAAACUGGUUGCUCAGAUGUUGCCCAAGUCUGUGGCCCAGGCGCUGAAGACGGGCAAGCCUGUCAAACCCGAGCAUUUCAGCGAGGUCACGUUGUACUUCAGUGACAUCGUGGGCUUCACCACCAUCUCGGCUCUCAGCGAUCCCAUCGAGGUGGUAGACUUACUCAACGACCUCUACACACUCUUUGAUGCUAUCAUUGGACUGCAUGAUGUCUACAAGGUGGAAACUAUCGGAGAUGCCUACAUGGUAGCCUCAGGAGUCCCCAAUAGAAACGGCAACCGUCACGCAGCCGAGAUGGCCAACAUGUCUCUUGACAUCCUCCACUGCAUCGGGACCUUCAAGAUGAGGCACAUGCCUGAACUGAGGGUCAGGAUCCGUAUUGGCCUUCACUCUGGCCCAGUGGUAGCAGGAGUGGUGGGUCUUACGAUGCCUCGGUACUGUCUGUUUGGAGACACUGUCAACACAGCGUCUCGAAUGGAGUCCACAGGGUUGCCUUACAGAAUCCAUGUCAACCAAAGGACAGUUGCUCUCCUGGAAAGCUUGGAGCUGGGAUACAAAGUGCAAAACAGGGGCCUGACGGAGUUGAAGGGAAAAGGGAUUGAGCACACAUAUUGGUUGGUAGGGAGGGAGGACUUCAACAAACCUCUGCCGAUUCCUCCAGACCUUACAGGGGGAAGCAAUCAUGGUAUCGCUUUAGAGGAGAUACCUCCGGACAGAAGACAAAAGUUCCUGGAUCGACAGAAGAAGAUGGGCUAGAGUAAUGGUUUUUUUUUUUGGUUUUUUUUACUGAUGUCCCAGAAUGAAAAGUGAUAUUUUCUAGAACAUUAUUUUUCAGUGAAAAAAUACGCAAAGAGAUGUGUGAAGGAAAAGUUGAACAUGCAACAACCACAUUCUACUGUAAUUGAUGCUACGCUCAAAAUGACAUCCAGUACCAGUGACAUGGGGAUAAACACUUUCUGGAAAGCAUCUCUAUACUAAAAUAAUCUUUAUUGUAGAAGAGGCAACUGUCCAUUUUAUAUAUGUAUUCAACAAAAAAAUAAAGCUUACAUAAUAUGCAUACCAAAGUUGAAUUACAGAUCCAAAAAGUGUUGGGUUAGAGGACAGCAAUCGCCUAACAAGAAGGGAUUGUGAUGUCUAAAAAAAACGAUCAUGGUAUACUUCAUGUACUGUAUGUAUCUUUACUGAUCUUUGUGCUUUGUAGAGAUAGUGGAGAGAUUUUAUCAUGAACACCCUAAGGCAGUACAGUCUUUUACAACAACUCAGAAUUAAUACAUUAAAACAUUUUCACAGUAAUUUAAGAUGGAAAGCAACAGAUAGGUCAACCAGGGUUGAGAGCUCAGGUCAGAGAUGGCUCGGAUUUUGCUUUUGUGGCAGUAUUACUGUGAUUAUUCACACAUUUGAUGAAUUAAGCCAUAUAAUAAAAAAUGGCCAAAAUAUGUAAAACAAAGCAUCCGCUUUUUUGAUUACUGUGUCUCCUAACAUGUAUCCCAUUUUUGCAGUAGGCCUAUUUGAGUUGAUUUGACUGAUAGGUCUGUUUCAUUCUAACUUAUCACUUUGAUUAAAAAAAUGGGCUCUAAAUUUGAGUUUAGAUGACUUGUUCCAGUGGUAAUUAUAUAGAUAGAUACUGGAAAUGAUCUUGGGGCCAAAACAUCUACAAAGCUGGAAAUAAUGGAUACAUUCCAAUAUUUAAUGACACAUCAUUUUCAGAAAAAUGUCAUGAUGGGACCCACAUGAUAUUUUUCUUUAAACGAUUGACCUAUGAUGUGCAUCUACAUUACGUUUCUCUCCUUAAUGAUGUCAUCAUACUACAUACAUAUAUAUUGUUUUAAUGAUGUCAUGAUACUACAUACAGUAUGCAUUGUUUUGCUUUGCUGACAUUUUCCACCAAAUCAUAGCAGACGUACGCAACAGGCAAACAAGACCCGAACUAUUGCUCACUAACAGUUUCCCUAUAGCUUCACCUACUGUUCAUGUAGCCCAUUACUGAAACAUGCUGCAUGCUGAAUGUACUGUACAGCUGUGUGUUUAACAGGGUCUUAAUAGGACAGCAAUGGGAAGACACACAGUAAAUCUGCUCUGAAUUGACUGAAAUUAUUAUCUGAAAUAAUGUGCUUCAGCAGAUUGAGCCUUUUCAUGUGUAUCGCUGUCUUCUAGUGGAAAAUGUCUUGAGUUUUGCAGCCAUUAUUUUCUUUUUGGGCUCUCUGGGACCCCAAACAGCGGCUGCAUCUGAAGGUCCUCUGAGAACAAAUGUUCACUAAGACGCUCCCAUGCUCAAGCCCAGGGGAUUUUACAGAACAUAUGGAGAAAUAAUGCAUACAAAAGGGGUAGGACAGAGUCAUUUCUCUUUAUCUCGGGGAUGUGUAUAUACUGUAAAUUUGUAAAUAGUUAGUUUGUGCCCUGCAGGGUUAGGGACUUUUUGGUGGAGUUUUUUAUUCUGCUUGGGUUCCCUAAAUCCCUGACACAAAAUGAGAUAGCAACAAAACAUAAGGGUUUAAUCACAGUGCAUUCAGAAAGCAAGCAACCGCAUUGUUCCCUCACUCUCUGUUGGCUUGCUAAUUGUCUGCUGCAGCACUGAUACUGAAGCAAAUAGGCAGGCAGUGUCAGGAUGUGAUUUUUCUCCAACAACAGUUACAUUUUUUCCUUGGGAGCUCACUUGCUGACCACUUCUAACAUAGACAAAAAAAGAACACACAUCUGAUGAUUUGAUUAUCAGGUUGCUUGUGGUGUAUUCUUUCACACCAUUAAGUGUUAAGCACUGGCUCUUCAAGCAUGAUUAAACCCCUGUCCAAGAGGAAACACAGGAUUCUGAAGAACAUGGAGAAAAGCUGUAUCUAAAGAACAAAAUAAGUUAUUCUAUUGCAUAGGUAGGACCUACGUUUGCUAGAUUUUUAAUCAAUUUGCCAAAUAGAUGAAGCUCCUCAAAAUUGAAUGGACUGUAUUGUUCAUUUUGAAAGUGUUCUCAAUGUGUUUCUAUAAAUAAAUGAUGGUUUUAGUGAAGAUUGUGUCUUCGUAUGUUACGCGGCGUUUGUGUUGAGGCCAUUUUCCCAAAUGGUGCCCUGACAGUACAUUAAAUUAUGAUUCAUAAGUUCAGUAACGAAGAGUAAAUCACACUUUAAAUGACCGGUAAGACAUUUAUAGCUUGAUAUUUCUAAGUUGGUGGCUUUUAUCUGUCAAAUCUGAUUAAAGUUUUUCAAUUAUAACAAGC